GUAAGAGAGAGAGAGAGAAAAUUAGAUCUCGAGCUUGAAAAAAUAAAGUUCAUCCACCUUCUCUGCCUGCUUUCUUUGAUUCUUUCCUCUUUCUCUCUGUCAUUUUGUGGAGAGAGAAGAGAAAGGAAAUAUAUAUAUAUUAAGUAUUCAGUAGUAAACGAACAAAGAAUUUGGGGAAUUCUGCUGUCAGAGCUCUUUUUUUUUUUUUUGGUUUUUUGCCUGCCUGUCACCUUACCUGUCAUUCGGCAUUGUGGGUGGCGACGCAGGAAGGUAGAAUUCGACAGAGAGAGAGAGAGAGAGAGAAAUAGCAGGUACAUCCUUGAAUUUGGUGAUUUUUCUUGCUGCGAUUCAUUUGAUCAACUCUUUUUCAUUGCCGAUUCAACCUAGAAUUGGCGACGUUGUUCGUUUAUGUAUGAACAAGUUUCUUCUGUAAUUGAUCAACAUUAAGGCUAUAGUUGUUAGUUUCUAUGUGUGUGCUUUGAAUAUCUUCUGUAAGUAACACCAUUGAAUUGCGGCUAAGCUCCUUCACGUCAAUUUCAUUCUUCUGAGAUAGACAGAUAUCGAAGAUGCGCAAGUGGCUUUGCUGUGCCUCUCAAGUAGAAGAUAGAUAUCCAAUCCUCGACUCCGAGCCUUUCACAAGUGCAAACAACUCUUACGAUAAUGAUGGAUUUAAGACACCAUAUAUUCCCGUGAAACCUGAUGCUAAGGCUAUACCUCCCAUUGAAGUGCCAGAACUAUCCUUGAACGAACUAAGAGAGAAAACCGAUAAUUUUGGGCCCAAGGCAUUGAUUGGUGAAGGUUCAUAUGGCCGAGUAUAUUAUGCAACCCUAAACAAUGGACAAAUCUUUGCUGUGAAGAAGCUUGAUGUUUCUUCUGAACCCGAAACAAAUAACGAAUUCUUGUCCCAGGUAUCCAUGGUUUCAAGACUGAAGCAUGAAAACCUUGUUCAGCUGCAAGGUUACUGCAAAGAAGGAAGUCUUCGUCUGCUGGCCUACGAAUUUGCAACAAUGGGAUCUUUGCAUGACAUUCUUCAUGGUAGAAAAGGAGUACAAGGAGCACAACCUGGUCCUGUUCUUGACUGGAUUCAGCGGGUGAGAAUUGCUGUUGAUGCUGCGAGGGGAAUGGAGUAUUUACACGAGAGGGUAAAACCAUCAAUAGUACACCGAGAUAUUAGGUCAAGCAAUGUGCUUCUAUUUGAAGACUUUAAGGCUAAAAUAGGCGACUUUAACCUCUCCAAUCAAACUCCUGACAUGGCUGCACGUCUUCAUUCUACUCGGGUUUUGGGAACAUUUGGUUAUCAUGCACCAGAAUAUGCAAUGACGGGACAAUUGACACAGAAAAGUGACGUGUAUAGCUUUGGAGUGGUUUUGCUAGAACUCUUGACUGGAAGGAAACCUGUAGAUCAUACAAUGCCUCGUGGCCAGCAGAGUCUUGUUACAUGGGCCACUCCUAGACUGAGUGAAGACAAGGUCAAGCAAUGCGUUGAUCCAAAACUUAAAGGAGAAUACCCUCCCAAGGGAGUUGCCAAGUUAGCAGCUGUUGCAGCAUUGUGUGUUCAGUAUGAGUACGAGUUCCGACCAAAUAUGAGCAUCGUUGUCAAGGCUCUCCAACCACUACUGAAGCCUCCUCCUCCCAUAAUUCCACAGGUUUGAUAGAAAAAAAAAAAAAAAAAACAAUCUUGCAAUAUAUGGUUUCAUUCUUAUCUCUUAUAUUUCUUCUUCUUCUCUUGGGGGAUUCGUCUCCCCCACAUAUAUCUAACUUGUGGUUUGUUCGGUUUUGUAUCGCAUGGUUGUUGGGUUAAAUCUGUUUCUUGGACUAUUAUUUGUUCAUUCUCAAGACAAGCAAUAAUAAUUUUAAGUUGUGUGGGUGUGCAUAUGAAUCUGUGUUUUUUUAUUUCCUUUUGAAUAACAUUGUUUAAACAAAUCUGGUUGUUGUUACUAGUAUUAUAGUUAUUAAUAGAAAAAUACUUUGAGUUCUCA
This is a messenger RNA of Impatiens glandulifera, 1979 nucleotides long. Its product is annotated as PTI1-like tyrosine-protein kinase 3. The record is from RefSeq and is a predicted model, not a curated record. The transcript is spliced from 7 exons. Gene Ontology annotation, molecular function: ATP binding; protein tyrosine kinase activity. The coding region runs from base 567 to 1652 and encodes 361 amino acids. Gene Ontology annotation, biological process: protein phosphorylation. NCBI's taxonomy places the organism in Eukaryota, Viridiplantae, Streptophyta, Magnoliopsida, Ericales, Balsaminaceae.